Messenger RNA from Ramularia collo-cygni, 1530 nucleotides. RefSeq lists its product as uncharacterized. The transcript has a single exon. Gene Ontology annotation, molecular function: protein binding. The coding region runs from base 1 to 1530 and encodes 509 amino acids. The record is from RefSeq and is a predicted model, not a curated record. NCBI's taxonomy places the organism in Eukaryota, Fungi, Ascomycota, Dothideomycetes, Mycosphaerellales, Mycosphaerellaceae.
AUGCCUAUAUCACUGCUUCCUCCCGAGAUUCUUUCCGGCAUCUUCACCUUUUUAUCGGACUCAGAUGUCUUCUCUGGUCGACUCAGCUGCAGGCAUCUCGAGAAUGCCUCGUUUGCUCACUUUGGGAAGCGUUUCUUUCGCAAGAAGGGCUAUUUGAUCACAACGCCUAGUUUGAACGUUCUUCAAGAAAUUGCGGCACAUCCAGAGCUCAGAAAGUAUCCCCAGCAUGUGUGGUUCAAUCCGGACUGCUAUACUUUCGCGCGACCGGCAUGUGUCCCUCAGAAGUUUGGUGGUGGCAUGAAUAUAGACUCCGCGGAAGAUUCAGAUGUGUCGGAGACAGAGAGCUCGCAUGUUGUCGCUCCCACCAAUAAGCUGAGUGGAAAGCAGUACGCCGCUUAUCAAGAUUGCGUACGCGACCACGGCACACUUCUCCGUGGGAGCCGGUUGACAGUGGAGCUCACCAAGGCAUUCCGGAAUCUGCCCAACCUUCAGACUUUAGGCAUGCGGCGGAGUGAGGAUUACAGUCCGUACGGCUGGACAAUACUCGAGAAGGCUAUUGGAGAGGAUCCUCGUGUACUCGGUCCGAUACCCGGAAUCCACCCAUAUACACUCUCAGACUCAACCUACCUGCUCAUCGCCCUUCUUAAUGCCCUUGCCGCUUCCAAUGUGAAGAUACAGCGUCUAUAUACUGACGCUGUGGAGGUCGACAACAUCAAAUUCGAUGAUCUGACAUCUGAAACUCUGGAGGCUGCUUGUUCCUCCAUCCUGUACAUCGAAUUAAAUGUAGUGAAAGCCUGGAUCAGGUAUCGAGUCCCCGGUCCUCACCUUAGCUUUCGCACAGACUAUGAACCUGGCUCUGGUCUUGCUCGCCUGCUCGCGGCCACUCCAAAACUCAGGGAACUAGGCUUACAGAUCUUCCGCGAUAGAAAGCAAUCCCACCUUGUUCCGCCCAGAGCUCGAGAUCCCAGCAGCUGGAGAGAAAGUUAUCCGUUCCUAGCUCUGUCAUGCAUCUCAAGCCACACAACAUUCGCCUUUCUCACCCGUAUCAAACUGGAGAAGGUGACGUCCACCUCCCUCCUACUGCAAUCGCUCUUCGAACCCUGCGCAACCAAGUUAACAAGCAUCAAAAUGCGUGACAUCCGUCUACUGUCCUCGGAUGUAAAGACUGAACCUCGGCCUUGGGGUACACUGUUCUCCUGGCUGGCAGAGUUCUGUCCGAACCUCGACUACAUUCUCUUCUACCACAUCCUACAUGACGACGGUGGAGUGAGCUUCACACCCGACCCACCACUUGCCAAUUUYGAUGAGACCGAAGAGAUCAGUUUCUUAAUCGAUCAUGUGCCGCCUUCACAUGGUGGUCAAGCGGUGUUUUCAAAGUACGAGCAUCUCAACAUGGAGGUUAGUGGUAGGGAAGAGGUCGCGAGAAGGCUCAAGGAUGUGGUGGAGAGACACUUCUACCACAAACCACUAUUCAGCUAUGCCAUGGAUGAAGCAUUGUGGCAUACUGAUACUUCGGAUGAGGACUGRUGA